CGUGGGCUCCCUUUGCUGUUGCAUGAGCAACAGGGAGCCGCGGCGGUCGCCUCUGGUGCUGGCUGCGCUGCCGGAGCCUCGCCGUCUGCAUCAGAGUCGUCUCCCGUCCUGAGUCCUUGAUCUCGUCGCCGCCACAGAGACGCUCUCGCCGACCGUUGGAUCACUCUCGCCGCUGAGUCCUCAUUCAUCUCCACAUCUGUGGUGGGAUCUGCGCAGCAUCUGUGUCGAGUGCCCGUCCGGCCUCUCCGAGCGCCGCGCGGAUGCGGAUGCUGUCCGAGAGGCUCGUGGAUCUCCAGACCAGCCAUAGCGAAGAUAAACAGGUGGGUGAGCAAUGGGGGGGAGGCCGACAACGGCAGAAAGAAAUGGGGACUUCCCCCCUGCCCUGUCUGUGGCUUGGUUGAUGUAUGAUUUGUAAAUACAGGCGUUCUGUUGAUGACAUUGGAGGACGUCAGUCCCAUCUACACGACCGAGAGAGUGAAGAGGGACAUCCAGGCCAGGUCCGGUAUCUCAUCUGAGAACCAGCAGUUGGUCUUCCACGGCUGUGAGCUCGAAGACGGCCACACCAUGAAAUACUACAACGUCCAGAGCAACGAUGCGAUCGAGCUCAUCAACGUUGCUCGGGGGGGCGGAGGCUCGCUGCCAUUAACACCUGACUUUUCGGAGGAAAAGGGGGAACCAUUGCGAGCUCCGAUUCCAUUGCGGCAGGUCGAGGUGGAAGAUGAAGAAGGGCGGUCAGUCGUAUUCUUUGUUCGUACUGACUGGGGAGACGAACUGCCAGAUGAUGUCGAAGAGGACGCCGCUGAGGAAGAGAAUGUCGAAAUCAGCGUGGAUGUGCUGGACUUCCCAACACGUGCGGCGGAGAGCGACCUCGAGACGAGCCCGCUGCGCAGAGUGGGUCUGUGGCAGGGUGACAUUACCACCCUCAAGUGCGAUGCAAUCGUCAACAACGCCAACCAGUAAGAGGGAGGGAGGGAGGGAGGGAACGAGGGAAGGGCACACAGCCAGGUAGCCAGUCGUAUAUGUCUUGUCUGUGUGCCGCACACGCAUAUGUCAGGAGUUUGCUUGGCGGGGGCGGAGUCGACGGGGCCAUCCACAACGCGGCCGGCGACGAGCUCGACCGCUACUGCAGGACGCUAGGCGGCUGCGACACGGGCAGCGCCAAGAUAUCGCCCGGCUUCAAACUGCCGGCCAAGUAUAUCAUACACGCCGUCGGACCCAUAG
Messenger RNA from Vitrella brassicaformis, 1221 nucleotides. The record is from the annotation of a GenBank genome assembly. NCBI's taxonomy places the organism in Eukaryota, Vitrellaceae.